AUGUGCGGAAUCAGCUGUAUCGUCCACCAGGGCGAGCCCUCUGGAAUUGACAGAGACAAGCUCUCCCGAGAGCUCGACGCCAGUCUUGAAGCGAUCAAGCACCGUGGCCCAGACUCGCGGGGCCAAUGGAUCAGCCCAGACAACCGGGUCGCGCUCGGCCACGUCCGCCUCGCCAUCAACGACCUCGCCCCCACCGGCGCGCAGCCCUUCUCCUCCCCCGACAGCUCCGUCCACGCCGUCGUCAACGGCGAGCUCUACGACUACGACGCCCUCCGCGCCUCCACCCGGCAGCACUCCCCCCCUUACGCCUUCGCCGGCCACAGCGACUGCGAGCUCGUCGUCGCGCUCUACCUGCAGCACGGGCUCUCCUUCCUCGCGCGCCUGCGCGGCGAGUUCUCGCUCUGCCUCUACGAUUCGCGCAGCCAGCUCUUCGUCGCCGCCCGCGACCGUUACGGCAUCAAGCCGCUGUUCUGGCGCGUCGACGACGGGCGGUGCCGGAUCGAGGUCGCGGCCGAGGCCAAGGCGUGGCUGCCGCUCGGGUGGGCGCCCGAGUGGGACGUCAAGAGCUUGAUGGAGGCCGGGUGGAACCACGACAGCCGCACGCUGUUCCGGGGCGUGCGGAAGGUGCGGCCGGGGCAUUAUCUCGUUUCUCAGGGAUUCGGUGGGGAUGUUCAGGAGAGGAUGUAUUGGGACAUUGACUAUCCGGACAAGCGUAUCCCGGACCGGAGGAGUGAGCAGGAGAUGGUGGAAGGCGUCCGCGAGCGAUUGCUUGAAGCUGUUCGGAUACGGCUUCGUGCGGACGUCCCGGUAGGGAUUUAUCUCAGUGGGGGUAUUGACUCGUCAGCGGUUGCAGGGAUGGUGACGCAUCUGGUUAAAGAAAGGGGAGAGAAGAUUGGCAAUGAGAAAGAGACGGACCGCGUGAGUUGCUUUGGCAUCGCAUUCGACGAAGACAGCGGUUACGAUGAAUCUGCAAUCGCGAAUCGCACUGCGGACUUUCUGGGCGUCAAAUUCCACAAGAAGCAUAUGGGUGAGGCCGAGCUUGCAGCCUGUUUCGAAGACGCCACUUACCACUGCGAACACCACAAUGCAGAUCUCAACUACGUGGGAAAGUUUGCACUCUCAGAAGUGCCACGCGAAGUGGGUUUCAAGGUUGUCCUGACGGGCGAAGGCUCUGAUGAGAAUUUCGCCGGCUACCCCACGUAUUUUCCCGAUUACCUUCGGGAGCCUGAUCUUGCAUGGCCAGCGAACGCUCUGCCGGACAAGAAACGUGAUGAGCUUCGCAAGGAGAUGGAGGCAUUGACGAACCAGAACUACAAGGCGAUUGGCAUGGACAGCGCCAAAACCGGCGAUUCGGUUGCGGUGCGUAUGCUCAACGGUAUCAAAACACCGCAGUAUAUGACUGCGUGGGGAUUUGAUGUUUACGCGCCGUGGACGUAUGAAGCCCACGGUGUUUGUGACCCGCGGCUUACGGUUGCGAACAACGUCGAUGGCCGAACCAGAGAGCUUAUCAUGGACAAGUGGCAUCCUCUACAUUCGGCAAUGUACGUGUGGUCCAAAGGGCAUCUCGCCAACAGCUUCUUGUCAUGCCUGGGCGACCGCACGGAAAUGGCCCACAGUGUGGAGGCGAGGACGCCGUUUCUGGACCAUCGCCUAACGGAAUAUGUGAACGGGUUGCCGCCAAGCGUCAAAGUAAGGUGGGAUGAAAAAGAGCAGAGAUUGGUGGAGAAGUGGGUGCUGCGGGAAGCCAGCAAGCCUUUCAUCACAAGCGAGCUGUAUGAAAGGAAAAAGCAUCCAUACUCGGCACCCACGCUAUUUCCGGAAAACGGCCCUCUGCACAAGCUCUUCUCGAGACUGAUGACGCGCGAGAAUGUGGAGGAGUUAGGGUUUGUCGACUGGAAUAAGACAAAGGACAUGGUCAGGGAGGCGUUCGUGGAGAAGAAUCCUUCUGCAGUGCGGGCUGCCAUCAGCAUCAGCCAGUGGAUCGUUCUCGGUCGGAGAUUCGGGGUCAGGAAGGCAGAAGCGGCUAGGUAG
Diplodia corticola is the source of this 2031-nucleotide messenger RNA. Its product is annotated as asparagine synthase. The record is from RefSeq and is a predicted model, not a curated record. The transcript is spliced from 5 exons. Gene Ontology annotation, molecular function: asparagine synthase (glutamine-hydrolyzing) activity. Bases 1 to 2031 code for a protein of 676 amino acids. NCBI's taxonomy places the organism in Eukaryota, Fungi, Ascomycota, Dothideomycetes, Botryosphaeriales, Botryosphaeriaceae. Gene Ontology annotation, cellular component: cytosol.